Messenger RNA from Impatiens glandulifera, 1401 nucleotides. Its product is annotated as probable UDP-arabinopyranose mutase 2. Gene Ontology annotation, biological process: UDP-L-arabinose metabolic process; plant-type cell wall biogenesis. The coding region runs from base 78 to 1160 and encodes 360 amino acids. Gene Ontology annotation, cellular component: cytosol; Golgi apparatus. Gene Ontology annotation, molecular function: UDP-arabinopyranose mutase activity. The record is from RefSeq and is a predicted model, not a curated record. The transcript is spliced from 4 exons. Lineage: Eukaryota; Viridiplantae; Streptophyta; Magnoliopsida; Ericales; Balsaminaceae.
CCAAAACUGCGCCCGCCUUAGUUUCUCGAAAAAGUCUUGAGAGUCCAGCUUGCCGACUUUCUCUCUCUAGAAAAGGUAUGGCCGGAGGAAGUUCGCCGUCGUCGGCAGUGCAUCCGACGCCGUUGCUGAAGGAUGAACUGGACAUCGUCAUUCCGACGAUCCGAAACCUAGAUUUCCUCGAGAUGUGGAGGCCUUACUUUCAACCCUACCAUUUGAUCAUUGUUCAAGAUGGCGAUCCUUCGAAGGUCAUCAAUGUCCCUGAGGGUUUCGAUUACGAGCUUUACAAUCGGAACGAUAUCAAUCGUAUUCUAGGUCCUAAAGCUUCUUGCAUUUCAUUCAAGGAUUCUGCUUGUCGUUGUUUUGGUUAUAUGGUUUCUAAAAAGAAGUAUAUUUACACCAUUGACGACGAUUGCUUCGUUGCAAAGGAUCCUUCUGGAAAGGAGAUCAAUGCUUUGGAGCAGCACAUCAAGAAUCUUCUAUGCCCAUCGACUCCGUUUUUCUUCAAUACUCUUUAUGAUCCAUACAGAGAUGGUGCUGACUUUGUUCGUGGCUAUCCUUUUAGUCUUCGUAAUGGUGCUCCUACUGCUGUUUCCCAUGGACUCUGGCUUAACAUCCCUGAUUAUGAUGCUCCUACUCAACUUGUCAAGCCCCUUGAGAAGAACACCAGGUAUGUUGAUGCUGUUCUGACUAUACCAAAGGGAACCCUAUUUCCCAUGUGUGGGAUGAAUUUGGCAUUUGAUAGAGAGCUCAUUGGACCAGCUAUGUACUUUGGACUUAUGGGUGAUGGUCAGCCAAUAGGCCGAUACGACGAUAUGUGGGCUGGAUGGUGCAUCAAGGUGAUAUGUGACCACUUGGGUUUGGGAGUGAAAACAGGUCUGCCAUACAUUUGGCACAGCAAAGCAAGCAAUCCUUUUGUCAAUCUCAAAAAGGAGUACAAAGGCAUAUUCUGGCAAGAAGAUCUGAUUCCAUUCUUCCAAUCUGUGACUCUCCCUAAGGACUGCACAACCGUCCAGAAGUGCUAUCUGGAGCUCUCCAAGCAGGUUAAGGAGAAGCUCAGCAAUUUGGAUCCUUACUUUGUGAAGCUGGCUGAUGCUAUGGUUACAUGGAUCGAAGCUUGGGAUGAACUCAACCUCUCUAAGGGUGAGAAAACCGAUAAGUAGGAGAUAUCUGAUCUCACUAUUAUUCGGCUCAAUUUAUUUCUUUUUUAUUUUGGUAGCCAUUUGAAUUUUCCGGCUAAACUUGGGAUAAGCUAUGCUUCUGUUAUUUAUUUAUGCAUUCAGUUUUUUUCAGUUCUGUUAUUGGUAUUAGUUAAAACAUUAUAUGGGUUUUUAGUAUACGCUAUUGACAUUUUGAGGAGUAUAUUAUCUGCCUGCAGACAAUAAUAUUAUGUUAUUUUCAGAA